AUGGGGACACCAAAACGUGGUUUUGAUACAUCCAGGGACUUUGUCACCCAGUACACUUCAGAUGAGAAUGAUCGUAUUGUAAUGAGAAUCAACAAUGGUGUGCGUAGCAACAAGUACAAGGAUGUUGACUAUGACAAACUCAGACUUCUGGCUGCAGAGAAAAAAUUCUCGGCUCACAAGUCAUUACUCAAAGUGAAAAAAAUUGAACAAAUGUCUAAACAAACCAAGGAAAAUAAUUUAAUGAAACAACAUAAACUUGUGUGGCAAAAGGAGUUUAUCCGAUUAAGCAGUCUUAGAAAGCGACUACAAGGGGAGAUUGAGAGACAUCGACGAGAGCAUGUAACAGAGGCAGGACCAUGUAACAGUAUGUAUCAGGACUUUGAGGACUAUGAAUCACACCUGGAUCAGGAAUUUGGAAAGUUUAAAACACAGACAGCAGAACCUGUAUGGGAAUUACGGGAAGACCUGCAGUUUUGGCUGCACGAAAACAUGUCGGACCUCAAAAUGGGGUCUCCUGACAUUGUACAGAAACACAAGGAAAUAAAGGAGACCAUCAGAUCAGUCCAGGGACAGCAGAAACAAGUCAUGGAAAAGCUUCAGUAUGAACAACAAAGUCUGGAGCGUGAGUUAGGACUAGGUGAACUUGGUGAGAUGAUCCAUGAGGAACAGGAUACAAGCAUUCAUAUAGAACAGGGAAUACCAGAAGCAGCAUUUGACCUUGAAUGUAGAGAUGAUGAUCUGAAGGUCAAUGUUCUACAAGAGUUUAUCCACAUGGAUGAGGUGUUUAGAGAGAAAUUACACUACCUGGAGGAUCAACAUUCUCUGAUACUUAGUUCCGGAAAACAUGGUGGAUGGUCGGAGGAGGAUCAUUUUUUGUUCUGUAUUGUUUAUGAACAGUACUCCCAUGAAAUGGCAAACAGACGUAAACUUAUUAUUGAUCGGUUACGAAGGCAUCUACCAAAAAUGUCCCGUGCACAACUGGUUAUGCAUGAAGAGUGGUGUGAAAGCAACAAGUAUUUCCGUAAACGGAAACAAGUGCUGUUGGCAGCCUGGCAGAAGGCCAGAGACGAACUUCUAUACAAGGCAAAGUCUGUGUUUAUGGAGGCCGAUAUUGCAGCUGAACUAGAGGAAGUCAAGAUUGAGUACCUUCGUAAACAAAAACAAGUGAAGCAGGCACUGUUCGAAAAGAUACAUCAGUGGCGCUGUCAGAAAAUGGAGGCCCUGACGAUCCAACAGAAUAUGCUGGAGCGGCAGCAAGAGGAACUGAAGAUUUACAACAAGAUGGAGGCAGAGCGGGAGAGAAAGCGUAGAGCUAUAGAAAAGGAAAAAAUAACGGCAUAUCAUGAUGAGCAGAUGCAGUUUCGUAAAAAGCAAGAGGAGAGGGACAGAGAGAGGUUGGAAGAGAUACAAAGAAUCAUGGCCGAACAAGCUAAAUUUGAUCUUGAAAGGAUCCAUUUUAGAGAAGAACAAAUUCAGAGAAAGAUUGAGGAUAGGAAGAGGAUGGAAGAGGAUAAAGAAGAGGAAGAAAAACAGAGAGAGGAGCGAUUAGAAGCAUUACGGCUACAGGUAAGAGUGGUAGCUGAGAGUGACCCAGAACGUUUAAUGAAGAAUACACAGGCAUGGGAUGCUCAUGUUAAUGAAGAAGUGGAGGAUGAUAUUAACAUCAACAGACCAUUGUUUGAGGUCAACUCUUUUACUUCAAAUCAGGUGACCUCUGAUCCAAGGAUAAAACUGGAAAACAGGCUCCGGGAUGCUGGGUUACAUAAUUCUGACUAUGCUCGACACAUCAUGUCAAAUGUUAAACCUCUUAACCCACCACGGAGGGACAUGGAGUCUACUGUCUUCAAAACCACUUAA
Messenger RNA from Ylistrum balloti, 1857 nucleotides. RefSeq names its product coiled-coil domain-containing protein 148-like. Lineage: Eukaryota; Metazoa; Mollusca; Bivalvia; Pectinida; Pectinidae. Bases 1 to 1857 code for a protein of 618 amino acids. The record is from RefSeq and is a predicted model, not a curated record. The transcript is spliced from 12 exons.